GACAGAUCAGCUGCAAACACACGUAGUAGGCGGAGGCAAAGAGCCACACACACACACACACACACGCACUGGAGGAUCCCCAUCAGCUGUGGCUGCAACACAGCAAGGCAUUCCGAUUCUCUAUUUUCCUUUAACGCAGGAGCGCGAUUGUUUUUUAGGAUUUAAACUAUGCACCUAAACAGGGUGAAUAGGAAGCUUCUAUAAUCAACACCUCUUCUUAAAUAAGCGGUUCGUGGCGGGGAAAACAACACAGAUUUCUCAAGGGGGGCUUCGGAAGCAUGGAAUAUUUCAUGAUGCCGACAGAGAAGAUCCCUUCCUUACAGCAGUUCAAGAAAUCGGAGAAGGAUGUUAUCGGGGGGCUCUGUAGCCUGGCCAACAUUCCCCUCAGCCCAGAGACAGCUCAGGACCAGGAGAGGCGUAUUCGCCGUGAGAUCGCCAAUAGCAACGAGCGGCGGCGCAUGCAGAGCAUCAACGCCGGCUUCCAGUCCCUCAAGUCCCUCCUGCCGCACACGGACGGCGAGAAGCUCAGCAAGGCAGCCAUCCUGCAACAGACGUCGGACUACAUUUUCGCCCUGGAGCAGGAGAAGACCCAGCUGCUGCAACAGAACAACCAGCUGAAGCGGUUCAUCCAGGAGUUCAGCAGCUCGUCGCCCAAGAGGAGGCGAGCGGACGAGAAGGACGAGGGGAUUGGCUCCCCCGACGCUCAGGAGGAAGAAAAAGGGGAGGAGUUUCGAAGGGAGAUGCUGGAGCUACGGCAGCAGCUGGGCAAGGAGCGGUCAGCUCGCUUGCUGCUGGAGGAGCAGGUGCACACGCUAGGCAACCACCUGCACCCGGAGCGGCUGAAGGUCAUCACCCAGGAGCUGGAAGCCCAGGCCCAGCUACAGAGCCAGACCCUGUUACGGCUGCAGCAGAUGCACGGGCAGACCACCGAGAACCACGCACACAGCCCCAAGAUCAAGGCCCCGCCCACCCCUCCAGCCCCCACCCACCACCCCACCGUCAUCGUCCCGGCCCCCACACUACUCCAGCACCCGCAUCAUCACGUCACCGUGGUAACGCUGAGCCCCAGCGCCCAGACCAGCACUGUGUCUACGUCCAGACAGAACCUGGACACCAUUGUGCAGGCCAUCCAGCACAUCGAACGCACCCAGGAGAGGAGGUGCAGCGUGGAGGAGGAGCAGAGGCGGGCGGUCAUCGUCAGCCCCGCCCACGUUGCCAUGGACACCACCUGCUCCGACACAGACACUGACACUGAGGGGGAGGAGCGCUCGAUGAACUAACCCGUGGCUUGCAUGCAAAAGCUGCAUUAGACGCGCGCGCACACAAACACGCACCAACCGACACACACACACACACACACACACACACACACACACACACACACACACACACACACACACA
Molecule: messenger RNA, 1401 nt
Organism: Gadus morhua (Atlantic cod)
Lineage: Eukaryota; Metazoa; Chordata; Actinopteri; Gadiformes; Gadidae
Product: transcription factor AP-4
Exons: 7
Coding region: 279-1280 (333 amino acids)
Biological process (GO): regulation of transcription by RNA polymerase II
Cellular component (GO): nucleus
Molecular function (GO): RNA polymerase II cis-regulatory region sequence-specific DNA binding; DNA-binding transcription factor activity, RNA polymerase II-specific; protein dimerization activity
Source: RefSeq, a predicted model, not a curated record